AGCGGAAGCGGAAGCGUUCUUCGUCACUUCCGUGCUUUUUCUUUUUAGAGCUUUGGCGGGCACACGUGCUGCCUCCGAGUAAUUUUUUUUGUUGCCGCAGCCGCCCUUAGGUUGGUUUGGUUGCUAUGAGUCUGCCUCUCAAUCCAAAGCCCUUCCUAAACGGGCUGACUGGGAAGCCAGUGAUGGUGAAGCUGAAGUGGGGGAUGGAAUACAAAGGCUACCUCGUCUCCGUCGAUGGCUACAUGAACAUGCAGCUUGCAAAUACAGAAGAAUAUAUUGAUGGUGCAUUAUCUGGACACCUUGGUGAAGUUCUGAUAAGGUGCAAUAAUGUCCUUUAUAUAAGGGGUGUGGAAGAAGAAGAAGAAGAUGGAGAAAUGAGAGAAUAACUUGUCCGGUUUUGUUGGUUUGUUUUUUAAAGGUUUUGUCAAGCAACAUUUUUUAUGGUCAAAAAAUAAACAUUGUCAUUGAAGAAAAAUUACCACUAUGGAAGAAAAAUAAUCAUACUAUUUCUGA
Molecule: messenger RNA, 513 nt
Organism: Lacerta agilis (Sand lizard)
Lineage: Eukaryota; Metazoa; Chordata; Lepidosauria; Squamata; Lacertidae
Gene: SNRPF
Product: small nuclear ribonucleoprotein polypeptide F
Exons: 4
Coding region: 126-386 (86 amino acids)
Biological process (GO): spliceosomal snRNP assembly; mRNA splicing, via spliceosome
Cellular component (GO): U1 snRNP; catalytic step 2 spliceosome
Molecular function (GO): RNA binding
Source: RefSeq, a predicted model, not a curated record